UUACGCUUGCAUCCCUCGGUUACCACAGUUGGCGACGAGCGGAUUGCGAAUUUCGCGCAUUGUUCGGCACAUUCGUAAAGUGUAGCGUUCUGCUAAGGGGCAAAGCUGGAAGACUGCGCGAAACGCACACAUCUACACUGCAUUUCUGGUCGGGACGUCGACGGCGGUGCUGCAUAAGGUUGUGUGUGCAUAUUUUCUUCGGAUUUUCAACCAUUCUUCUAUUAUCAACAAUGCCGAACCAAGGAGAAACCUCCGGUGUAGCAACCCAAAUACCAGCAUGCCCGCCCACUUUUGCAUUCGAACCUUUUGACAGAAGCAAAACAAAGUGGUCGCGCUGGGUUAAAAGACUGGAAGGCGCUUGUGAGAUCUUUGGAAUACCCGAUAACAAGAAGAAAAACAUGUUGCUCCACUACAUGGGAGCGGAAACAUACAACGUACUCUGUGAUAACUUGUCACCAGCCGAACCUGAGAACAAAACGUAUGCGGAUAUCGUGAAGACACUGGAAGAAUAUUUCGAUCCGGCUCCAUUGGAAAUGGUGGAACUUUGGAAGUUCCGGCAACGUAUGCAGCGGGAAGGAUUAAGAAACCAACUGGUGUUCGGUUUGAGGAGUGAUCGUACUCGGACACGCUUAAUAGAGGAGAAGAAAUUAACGUUCGACAAAGCGAAGCAAAUUGCACUCUCUAUGGAAGCGUCAGGCGAGGGGGCGGAAGCACUGAACAGGCAGAUGCACGACGUGAACUUGACGGACAGGAAGAGGUCUCAAUCGAGACGGGGAUCGAUGGCAUCCGCUAAUAAUAAGGUAACUAACCCUACUAAAAGAAAUGUAUGUUUCCGAUGCGGUAGUGAGGCACACUAUGCGAAUAAGUGCGAGCACAUUAACAAGAUCUGUGGCCUUUGCCACAAGAAAGGUCAUUUAAAGCGAGUGUGUCUCAGCGCCAGCGCCGAACGCAAGCAAUUUUCUGGUGACGGUUACGCAACAAAGAGUAGACCUAAGAAGCAUUUCAUGAAUCUUGUUGAGGAUACCAUUGACUCGGAGUCCGAGUAUUCAAAUGAUGACGCAAUUCAAAUUGUUGAAAUUUGUAAGCUAGAAAAUGAUUAUGAUGAUUUGUCUAAAAUCUUUUUGAGUGUAAGAGUAGGAGGUUCACUGAUGAAAUUUGAGGUAGACAGUGGAUCGCCAGUGUCUCUAAUAAGUAAUGCUGACAGAAUCAAGUACUUGAAGGACUUACCGUUAAAGCAAACUGACAUUCAACUACGUAGUUAUUGUGGUAAUAAGAUCGGUGUUUUCGGUGUAAUUGAAACGGAGGUUGUGGUUAAAGGUCAAUCGAAUCAAAUGCGACUGUUUGUUGUAGAUGCUAAACGACAUCCUUUGUUGGGACGUGAAUGGAUGCGUGCGCUACGUAUUGACUGGAACAAUAUUAUGGGUGAUUCCGUAGGGGAUGUGAAUAAAAUCACGUUACGUACUUCUAUGCCCAGUGCGGUGAAAGGUUUGUUGGAAGAGUUCGCUUCAGUGUUUGAUGAAUCAAUCGGUAAAAUGGGUAAAAUUAAAGCUUCUUUACACCUUAAACCAGAUUCGAAACCGAUUUUCCUAAAAGCGCGUACUCUCCCCUUUUCUAUUCGAGACAUUGUAGAGCAGGAAAUCAACAGUUUGGUUGAGUCAGGUGUUUUGGUAAAGGUUAACCGUAGUGAGUGGGCAACGCCUGUCGUUCCGGUGAUGAAAUCCUCCAACAAAGUUCGGCUAUGUGGUGACUACAAACUUACAGUGAAUAAGUGUUUAAUAGUAGACGAACACCCUUUACCAACAGUAAACGAAAUGUUCUCCAAUAUGGCGGGUGGAGAAAAGUUUACCAAAUUAGAUCUUGCACAGGCAUAUCUGCAGAUGGAAGUCCGUCCGGAGGAUCAAUCGAUGUUGACUCUUAAUACGCACCUAGGAUUAUACCAGCCGACAAGGUUGAUGUACGGAGUUGCGUCGGCGCCGGCGAUUUUUCAAAGGGAAAUAUCGCAAAUCUUACAAGGUAUUCCCGGAGUAACAGUGUUCCUGGACGACGUAGAAAUCACUGGACCUGAUGAUGAAACGCAUCUUGCAAGGUUGCGUGAAGUUCUUAGGAGGUUCCACGAGAACAAUAUUCGUGUGAAUGUGCAGAAAUGCGAAUUCUUUGCUGAGAGCAUUGAAUAUUGCGGCUACAUUAUCGAUCGCCGGGGAAUCAGCAAGAUGCCACAGAAAGUCGAGGCUAUUCAAGAGAUGCCCCGUCCAAAGAAUCGAGAGCAAGUACGAGCUUUCAUGGGACUUAUAAACUACUAUGGUAGGUUUAUAAAGAACCUAAGCACAAAGCUUUAUCCGAUCAAUAGCUUGCUGAAGGAGAACAUGCCAUUCGUUUGGACAAAAGCUUGUGAACAGGCAUUUCUAUGGGUGAAAGCAGAAAUGCAAUCCGAUCGCGUACUGGUACAUUACGAUUCGAGUCUUCCGCUGGUUUUAGCAACAGAUGCUUCACCUUAUGGUGUUGGUGCGGUACUGAGUCACAUCUUUCCAGAUGGCGUGGAACGGCCGAUCCAGUACGCUUCACAGACUUUGAGCGUCACUCAACAGAAUUAUACUCAGGUAGAUAAGGAGGCAUAUGCUAUAAUUUUUGGAGUGAAGAAAUUUUAUCAGUACCUCUUCGGCCGGAAAUUCAUUCUAGUAACAGAUAACAAACCAGUUGUUCAAAUUUUGUCUCCGGACAAAGGUCUUCCGACAAUGUCGGCCUUGCGCAUGCAACAUUAUGCUGUGUUCUUGGAGACUUUUGAUUUUGAUAUACGGUACCGUGCUUCCAAGGACCAUGGCAACGCUGAUGGCAUGUCUCGUUUGCCAGUCCGUAACUCCAGCAGUCGAGAACAGAUAGAAGAAGUAGACGUCAUACAAGUUAACCAAAUUGAAACGUUACCAAUAACGGUUGAGGAAUUGGAGGAGUAUACUGCUAAGGACAAAAACGUGAAACAGUUGAUCCAAGGUCUGAGGUCAGGGCGGCCUGUUGAAGGGUCGUUUAGGUUCGGAGUUGACCAAAACCAGUUUACGAUGCAAGGCUCUUGCUUGAUGAGGGGAAUCCGUGUGUAUAUUCCACCACCGUUACGCGAUCGGGUCCUUGCUGAACUGCAUUCGGGACACUUUGGUGUUUCGCGGAUGAAAUCCCUCGCUCGAUCAUACUGCUGGUGGGAGAAUAUCGAUAAGGCAAUAGAAGAUUUGGCAAAGGAUUGUGUUAACUGUGCGCGUUUCAGAACGGAUCCACCGAAAGUAGCAGUACACUGUUGGGAACGCCCUAGUGAGCCGUUCCAAAGGAUUCAUGCGGAUUUUGCCGGGCCAUUCCUUGGAUUGUUUUUCCUGAUACUUGUCGAUGCUCACAGCAAAUGGCCAGAAAUAAAGGUGGUGCCGGACAUAACUGCGGAGACAACCAUCAGAACCAUGCGUGAAUUUUUUGCAAAUUUUGGUUUGCCGUCCGUAUUGGUUACUGACCGAGGAACACAGUUCACCUCUGAUCAAUUUCAAAAAUUUCUCAGAAAUAAUGGAAUUACCCAUAAGAUGGGAGCACCGUACCACCCCGCCACCAACGGCCAGGCGGAACGGUACGUACAAACAUUCAAGAACAAGCUGAAAUCGUUGAACUGUUCGCGAACGGAGGUACAUGCGGAGUUACAGAAGAUUCUUAUGGCGUACAGAAGAACGGUACAUCCUGCUACCGGACAAAGUCCAUCGAUGUUGGUAUUCGGCCGACAGAUAAAAUCUAGAGUUGAUUUGAUGAUUCCAAACGUGUGUAACAGGAACUAUUCUCGCGGGGAAGACACAAUGGUGCGUUCAUUCUCUGUGAAUGAAAGGGUAGCUGCUCGUGAUUUCCUUUCCAAUGCAGAAAAGUGGAAAUUUGGCGUGGUAGCAGCUCGGAUUGGUAAGCUUCACUACAUGAUUGAACUUGAUGAUGGCCGGAUGUGGAAGCGCCACAUUGAUCAGUUGAGGGCAGGACCUUUAUCUCGACAAGAAGCACUGGAGAGUGCGUCAGUGCUUGAACGUAGUGUAAUAGUACCCUCCACAGCGGUUCGCCCUACAGUCCAGCCAAAAAUUGAACUUGACGAGACUGACUCGACAAUUGAUGAUUCAAAUGACCUUGACAUACCAUCUAACCAAAACGAUCGUACACGUACACCUGUCAGCAUUGCAGUUGAAACUGGUGGUUCAGGUUUGAACCCAGAUAAUAAGCGGAGCGCAAAAACUAGGGCAUCAGAGACAGGCAAUGCUACUAUUCGUAGAUCAUACCGCGAAAAAAGGCCUCCGCGUAGACUGGACCUAUGAGUUUUGUGACUAACCUACUAACCAUUAUUGUUUGUAAGAAAACUGUUCAAGUAAGAAUUCUUUAUACGAGGGGAAGAGUUGUCAUAAUUUGCCAUACCUUAUUAUAUUAAACCCUUGAUUACUAGAUGUUACCGCUCUAUCAAUGUACCCAAUGUUAUUGUUUUAAAAGAGGAAUAAAGUGAUCAUUAGUUGCUGGAAACAAACACAAGAAGGACGUGU
This is a messenger RNA of Armigeres subalbatus, 4532 nucleotides long. RefSeq lists its product as uncharacterized. The transcript has 2 exons. The record is from RefSeq and is a predicted model, not a curated record. Gene Ontology annotation, biological process: DNA integration. Gene Ontology annotation, molecular function: nucleic acid binding; zinc ion binding. Lineage: Eukaryota; Metazoa; Arthropoda; Insecta; Diptera; Culicidae. The coding region runs from base 231 to 4313 and encodes 1360 amino acids.